AUGUCCAACGACGCAACCCUCUACGAAGACCACUUCGAAAUCACCACACUCCUCGACAGCACCUACGACCGCGUGGCGCGCGUCAUCGGCACCUCGCGCUCCUCCUCCAACACCUCCGGCGACACUUCAUUAACCCUCGAUAUCAACUCCGAGCUCUACCCCAUCCAGACGGGCGAGACGAUCCAGAUGCUGAUCGCGACGACGCUGAAUCUGGACGGGACCAAGGAUACGACGGGCCAGUGGAGGGAGAGGAGGGGGGAGGAGACGCUGGCGAGUGCGUUUGAUUAUGUGUGCUAUGGGAAGGUUUAUAAGCAUUUUGAUCCGGGGGAGGGGGGGAAUAUCAAGGUCUACAUCUCGUUCGGCGGGCUGCUGCUGCUGCUGGACGGACCGUACAAAAAGCUCUCGCCGCUGCGGCAGGACUAUGUCUACAUGCUGCUGAAGAAGUGA
Messenger RNA from Saxophila tyrrhenica, 447 nucleotides. It is a transcript of the gene RPB8, whose product is annotated as DNA-directed RNA polymerases I, II, and III subunit RPABC3. Gene Ontology annotation, cellular component: RNA polymerase I complex; RNA polymerase III complex; RNA polymerase II, core complex. The record is from RefSeq and is a predicted model, not a curated record. The coding region runs from base 1 to 447 and encodes 148 amino acids. Lineage: Eukaryota; Fungi; Ascomycota; Dothideomycetes; Mycosphaerellales; Extremaceae. The transcript is spliced from 2 exons. Gene Ontology annotation, biological process: DNA-templated transcription.